Messenger RNA from Aspergillus vadensis CBS 113365, 994 nucleotides. RefSeq lists its product as uncharacterized. Bases 209 to 994 code for a protein of 261 amino acids. Lineage: Eukaryota; Fungi; Ascomycota; Eurotiomycetes; Eurotiales; Aspergillaceae. The record is from RefSeq and is a predicted model, not a curated record. The transcript has 2 exons.
CUUUAAAUGGCGACGUUCAUCCCAUCAUUCUUCUUUCGUGUCUUUUUAAUUCUUCUCGCUUUAUAUUAGUUGCACUUAUUGUCACUCUUUAGCAUCACCUUCCGCCUUUUUUGUUCCUACAUACAUACACCCCUAUACACCACUCCAUACUACUAUUUUACACUACUACCAUCAUAGACCACCAGUCCUAGACACUACUACUAGAACAAUGUCCCCCAGCAUAACCUCACCACGUCCCUCCACCCCCGAAACCCAACAUCAACGGCUUAAACCAUCACCACCACCCACCAACAUCCUCCUCAACCACCACACCCUCCUAACCACCAACCCCGAAGCCUUCAUUUUCCAAGCCGCUGCCUCCCUCCAACUUCGUCUCAACCCAACAAUCCCCAAUGAUUCAUCCCUAAUACCACCACCAUCAGACACCAACCUCAUCAUCUCCCCUUACAACACCCCACACCACCUCCUCGACCUCCAGACCCUCAGCCCGGCCUCCCAACUCCUCGCCAAAGCGCUGACCCUAUUCCACCCCAUUCGCCCUGACUACGCCACGGCGCCCUACACCGAGUCCUUCAACUGGGACAGUGUCUUUGGGUUUCUAAGGAAACAGGCGAAAAGCGAGGGGUAUACUUGGGGCAAGAGACACGAGAAUAUAUUCUAUGUGGUUGUAUUCCGGUCGACGUUGACGGCCGAUGCAGAUGGGGAGAAGUUGCAUGUGUUGGAUGAGAUGUCGUUACGGGAGGCAGUGGCGGGGGGUGGAUUGUUAAAGUAUUGGUUUGGGAAUGUGGAUGGGGAGAGGAGGGGGUUAGCUACUUGUGUAUGGCGCAGUCGGGAAGAUGCAAGAAAAGGAGGGUCGGGACCAUGGCAUCGACGAGCACGUGGGGCGGCGAGGGAAAUGUAUGAACGAAUUGAGUUCACGACGUUGAAGUUGUUGGUGGGGGAGGAUGAAGAAGGGAAUUGGGGAUGGGAGUUUGGGGAGUGGGUGGAUGAAUAG